Messenger RNA from Lottia gigantea (owl limpet), 246 nucleotides. RefSeq lists its product as hypothetical. NCBI's taxonomy places the organism in Eukaryota, Metazoa, Mollusca, Gastropoda, Lottiidae. The record is from RefSeq and is a predicted model, not a curated record. The annotation marks the transcript as partial. The transcript has 2 exons.
GAACAAGAUUACUAUAAGAUACUGGGUGUUGGUCGACGAGCUACAACCACAGAAAUACGAAACGCUUUUAUUGAAAAAUCAAAAAAGUUACAUCCAGACAAAAACCAAAAUGAUCCAAAGAAGCAUGAUAAGUUUGUAAAAUUAAAUCAAGCCUACACGAUACUCAGUAAUUCAACAACCAGGGAUGAAUAUGAUAUCCAGGAUUUCGAGGGGAAGCACCACAACUAUGAGGACCAGUAUGAAUCG